AUGAAGCCAGCAGAGAUCACAGUCUCUCUACAGAGACCUCUACAGCACAGAGAUACAGCCAUGGCACCUACAAUCACUGCAGCAAUGACCAAUUCUCAGGACCACCUGACUCUCACCCACAAGCUCAGAAAGCCUCUGGUGGAGAAGUUACGCAGAGAGCGAAUCAACAGCAGCAUCGAGCAGCUCAAGUCUCUCCUGAGUCCAGAGUUCCUCAAACAGCAGCCAGACUCCAAGCUGGAGAAAGCAGACAUCCUGGAGAUGACAGUUUGUGUCCUGAGACGGCUGCAGCAGCAGCAGCAGCAGCAGCAGCAGCGUCGAGCUGUGGACUCAGCAGCUGUUGAUCAGGGCUACUCCAGGUGUGUCCAAGAAGUAGACCACUUCCUGUCCAGGGAGCAGGUGAAGACACAGUCCCAGAGAAGUCUUCUGAACCACUUCAACAAGCUGCAGUUCUCCUCUGAUGAGGACCUGAGACAGGCUGACAUCUCUCUGCUGAGCUCUACAGUCCAGACCAGCAUCACCAAAGACAAGAGACCAGUCAACAGCGCCCUCUGGAGGCCCUGGUAG
This is a messenger RNA of Chelmon rostratus (copperband butterflyfish), 564 nucleotides long. RefSeq names its product transcription factor HES-5-like. Gene Ontology annotation, molecular function: DNA-binding transcription factor activity, RNA polymerase II-specific; protein dimerization activity; RNA polymerase II cis-regulatory region sequence-specific DNA binding. The transcript has 2 exons. Lineage: Eukaryota; Metazoa; Chordata; Actinopteri; Chaetodontiformes; Chaetodontidae. The record is from RefSeq and is a predicted model, not a curated record. Gene Ontology annotation, cellular component: nucleus. Gene Ontology annotation, biological process: regulation of transcription by RNA polymerase II; regulation of neurogenesis; anterior/posterior pattern specification. Bases 1 to 564 code for a protein of 187 amino acids.